Molecule: messenger RNA, 1421 nt
Organism: Ictalurus furcatus (blue catfish)
Lineage: Eukaryota; Metazoa; Chordata; Actinopteri; Siluriformes; Ictaluridae
Product: galanin receptor type 1-like
Exons: 3
Coding region: 36-1136 (366 amino acids)
Biological process (GO): positive regulation of cytosolic calcium ion concentration; negative regulation of adenylate cyclase activity; G protein-coupled receptor signaling pathway
Cellular component (GO): membrane
Molecular function (GO): galanin receptor activity
Source: RefSeq, a predicted model, not a curated record
GAGAGUGUGUGAGAGUGUAAACGCCUACGAGUUUCAUGCAGUGUUUGUGGGACAAAGUGGACUUUAUGGACCUAAAGGAAGGGAUGAACCGGUCUGGUGUGAGCGACCCGAACGUGGGAUGGUGUGAGAACGGCACGGAGGAGGUGGCGACACCGGGGAAGCUGGCGCUCGGCAUCGAGGCGGACAACGUGGUCGCCCUGCUCGCGUUCGCGCUCAUCUUUGCUCUGGGUGUCCUGGGCAACUCGGUGGUGAUCGCGGUGCUGGCGCGCAGACGUCCCGGAGCGCCGCGCGGCACCACCAACAUCUUCAUCCUGAACCUGAGCGUGGCCGACCUGUCCUACCUGCUCUUCUGCGUGCCCUUCCAGGCCACCGUGUACGUGUUGCCCACCUGGGUUCUAGGCGCGUUCCUCUGCAAGUUUACGCACUACUUCUUCACUGUCUCCAUGCUCGUGAGCAUAUUCACGCUCUCCGCCAUGUCCGUGGAUCGCUACGUUGCCAUCGUGCACUCUCGCAGGUGCUCCGGGGUGCGCGUGGCUCGACACGCCGUGCGCGCCAUCGCCGUGAUCUGGGCGCUGUCGCUGGCCAUGGCAGCCCCCGUGGCGCACUACCAGAACAUCAUCAAGCCCAAGGAGAACGACACGUACUGCUGGGAGCUGUGGCCGAGCGCGCGGGACAGGAAGAUCUACGUGGUGUGCACGUUCGUGUUCGGCUACGUUCUGCCGCUGCUGCUCAUCUCCUUCUGCUACGCCAGCGUUUUAAACCACUUACACAAAAAGCUGAAGAACAUGUCCAAAAAAUCAGAGGCAUCUAAGAGGAAGACGGCACAGACAGUGUUGGUGGUUGUGGUGGUGUUCUGCCUCUCCUGGCUUCCUCAUCACAUCGUCCAUUUGUGGGUGGAGUUUGGCUCAUUCCCUUUGAACCAAGCCUCUUUUACGUUCCGUGUCAUUGCGCACUGCCUGGCCUACAGCAACUCUUCUGUGAACCCCAUCAUCUACGCUUUCCUCUCUGAAAAUUUCCGGAAGGCAUACAAGCAAGUGUUCAAGUGCCAGAGCAAAGGGGGAUCUCCAUCCAACAACAUUAAGGGAGUUCGCAGCAAAGCUGAGAUGCCGCCGAUCACCAACUGUACCAGCGUUUAAUGGAUACUCACUGCAUGUCAAAAGGAAAAAGAGCAUUUUCUUUCUCAACAUAAUAAAUCCUGACCUGGGCUAAGGACCAUGAAAGACAAUUAAACUACUAUAUGUAUAUAAAUCCUCCCUUAUGCAGUAUGUACAGUAUACAGUCUUUUGCCCUAAUAUUCGUGCCUGUCCUCACGUGAUGUGAUUUCCCCAGCCUGGUUUCCAUGUCAAUUUGCUUCUUGUAAAAACAAACAUUUAGGGCAUGAGAGGAAAUUCUUGGUGGAGGAGUCAGGAACAAGUAGAAGG